Molecule: messenger RNA, 801 nt
Organism: Ornithodoros turicata
Lineage: Eukaryota; Metazoa; Arthropoda; Arachnida; Ixodida; Argasidae
Exons: 1
Coding region: 1-801 (266 amino acids)
Source: RefSeq, a predicted model, not a curated record
AUGAGGAGGGAUGGUAAGGAAAUCCCAACCAAGCACAUUAUUCUUUCUUUUCAACUACAUGCGUUACCUUCUAAUAUAAAGGCUGGUUACCUCAGUUGCAAUGUCAGACCAUACUUUCCAAACCCAAGACGUUGUUUCAAGUGCCAGCAUUUUAGGCACAGUUCGCUUGUCUGCCGCGGACACUCCACCUGCCCAAAAUGCUCUGGCAAAGACCAUUCGCCAGAGACUUGCAGCAAUGAGUACCGUUGUGCCAACUGCCAGGGCAACCACCCGGUGUACCCUCGAUCGUGCCCACGCUGUAAAGAAGAAAAAGAAAUCAUAAAGAUCAAAACCGUACAAAACAUUCCUUACAGAGCUGCAAAGACACAAUACGAAUUUCAAAUGAAAGGAUCUUUCUCCGAAGUGGUGCGCAGGGGAGUGGCACCACCAAGGAAAUAUGUGGAAACUCAGACCUGCUCGCAGGUGACCGAGUUCCCACCCUACACUCCCCAACAGGAGGCUGGAGACACUCAGGUGCCUCCUGCUGUUACGGAGGCCAGCCGUUCAACUGGCCAGAAAAACACACCCACGGCCGUUCGUACGGCCGGCGGUAUACCGUCUGUUUGGGAUGGGACUUUAAAAGCCCCCUCCCAGAAAGGACCUCAAAACAUGGAGGUUGAUGAUGAUGACAGGAUGUCACAGAAAUCAUCAUCAAGCCUCCCUGAUAUGCCAGGGAAAGAAAGGAGAGAGAAGGGCAGGGGAAGGGGCGCGAAAGCAAAUGAACAGCAGAAACAACAACUGCGAAGAGUUCAAGCCCCUUAA